Messenger RNA from Rubroshorea leprosula, 1339 nucleotides. The record is from the annotation of a GenBank genome assembly. NCBI's taxonomy places the organism in Eukaryota, Viridiplantae, Streptophyta, Magnoliopsida, Malvales, Dipterocarpaceae.
CUGGAAUUCUCGGUGAUUUCAUGGAAGGGAAAGAAAACAGUGGAAGAAAGGGUUUUUGAUUAGGGUUUUGCAAGAUGGGAGAAAGGAAAGUGCUCAACAAGUACUACCCGCCGGACUUCGAUCCGUCGAAGCUUCCCAGGGCCCGGCGGCCUAAGAACCAGCAGAUCAAGGUGCGAAUGAUGUUGCCGAUGAGCAUCCGAUGCAAUACUUGCGGCAACUACAUCUACAAGGGUACGAAGUUCAAUUCUCGGAAAGAAGACGUCAUUGGCGAGACGUAUCUGGGAAUCCAAAUAUUCAGAUUCUACUUCAAAUGCACCAAAUGCUCAGCUGAGAUCACAAUGAAGACUGAUCCACAAAAUUCAGAUUAUGUUGUUGAGUCUGGUGCAACACGAAAUUUUGAACCUUGGCGUGCUGAGGAUGAGGAAGCAGAUAAACAGAAACAGAAAAGAGAAACUGAAGAAAUGGGGGAUGCAAUGAAAUCAUUGGAGAACAGAACAAUGGAUUCCAAAAGAGAGAUGGAUAUCCUUGCCGCACUUGAUGAAAUGAAGUCUAUGAGGUCAAGGCAUGCUACUGUGAGUGUUGAAGCAAUGCUUGAGGCCUUGCAGCACACUGCAGCGGAGAAGGAGAAGAAGUUGGAAGGAGAGGAUGAGGCACUUAUAAAAUCAAUUUUCCAGAGACCAAAGGAAGUUGUUCGAAGAAUUUCGGAUGAGGUUUUUGAUGAUGAUGGAGAAUUGACUCAUCUAUCUAGUGGUAAUGGCGAAACAUCAGGCAAUAGUUUGAAGAGGAGAAAGGCCUCAGAAGAAGGCAACCCAACAGAUUCCUUGACAAAAGCCAGUACUCUUGAUGGUUCCAGCAUCAAAGAUGGUUCAAGCAGUUCGGGGGCUCAUAAUGAUACUAAAGUUCCUUUCAGAGCUGCAGUCAAGAUUUCUGUCAUCAAGAAACCGAUUGAUUCUAACAUUCCUUCAAAAUCAGAAGAGAACAAACAGAAGGAAGAGAAAGUUGUUAAUGAUAAAAACGCAGGACUCCAAGUUGUUAAUGAUAAAAACACAGGACUCCAAUCACUUUGCCAAAAUUAUGAAAGUGAUGACGAUUAGUGAGUGAUUUCUUGCUUUCUUUUUUUCUUUUUUUCUUUUUUUCUUUUUUUCUUUUUUUUUUUUAAUUUUGUAUUGUAUUAAACUGAAUAUCUGAUUUCACAUAAAGAAAAUAGAAAAAUCCUAAUGGGGGAAAGUUCCCAGAAAUUUCCAAGCAUCAGGAUAACCCAUGUUUAUGUAUGUGGUUAUCUAACUGAUUGUGUGACUCUGAGAAAAGACCAUUGAUCAAAUAAAUUCUGGAUCCUAUA